UUUUUGUUCUACAAAAGAUUCCAAAUUGCCCAUAAACCUAUAUAUAUUAAUAUAGUGCGUAAGCCAUUGGAUAGACUUGUUUCCUAUUAUUAUUUUUUACGUUACGGUGAUAACUAUCGUCCAAAUUUAGUACGCAAAAAGGCGGGUAAUAAAAUUACAUUCGAUGAAUGUGUAGAAUUACAACAAGCAGACUGUGAUCCCAAAAAUAUGUGGCUACAAAUACCCUUCUUUUGUGGUCAUGCCGCAGAAUGUUGGGAACCCGGCAGUCAAUGGGCAUUAGAUAGAGCUAAAGAGAAUUUAGUUAAUGAAUACUUUCUAGUGGGUGUUACCGAACAAAUGGAAGAUUUUGUAGAUUUAUUGGAAAAAUCAUUGCCACGCAUGUUUCAAGGUUUUACAGAAUACUAUCGUCAUUCUAAUAAAUCUCAUUUAAGACAUACAACUUUUAAAAUUCUACCCAAAGAAGAAACUGUAGCCACUAUAAUGCAAUCAAAAGUAUGGCAAAUGGAAACAGAAUUGUAUAAUUUUGCUUUGGCACAAUUUGAUUUUAAUAAACGUAAACUAGUGCAGCCGGAUAAGAAACAAAUACAAAAGUUUAUGUAUGAAAAAAUUAAACCAAAAUAAGUUAAAACUUUAAAAAAAAAAAGAAACAAAGACAAACAGACUUGUAAAUAGUAUUGUUUUUUCCUAAUAAUUGUACUUAAUUUAUGUUUUUGUUUUAAACACAA
This is a messenger RNA of Lucilia cuprina (Australian sheep blowfly), 725 nucleotides long. RefSeq names its product heparin sulfate O-sulfotransferase (gene Hs2st). Gene Ontology annotation, cellular component: membrane. The annotation marks the transcript as partial. NCBI's taxonomy places the organism in Eukaryota, Metazoa, Arthropoda, Insecta, Diptera, Calliphoridae. Gene Ontology annotation, molecular function: heparan sulfate 2-sulfotransferase activity. The transcript has 4 exons. The record is from RefSeq and is a predicted model, not a curated record.